AUGGCAUUUGUGAUGGCUGCUCAGAUCACGCGCCCAUUGAUUCGACGCUUCUCCGCCCACCGACCACAGCCUGAUACUCGUGCAGCUCGCGCAGUGGCCAUGUCGUGCAUCGUUUCUGGCGUCGUACUUCCUUUUGUGCCGCCUGCUCUUGAAAGCUCCAGACAGCGAAACGGCAACUCUUCUGAGAAGACCAAACCCCACCCACCCUUGUGCUUCCACGCUCGUUAG
Molecule: messenger RNA, 228 nt
Organism: Penicillium oxalicum
Lineage: Eukaryota; Fungi; Ascomycota; Eurotiomycetes; Eurotiales; Aspergillaceae
Exons: 2
Coding region: 1-228 (75 amino acids)
Source: RefSeq, a predicted model, not a curated record